Molecule: messenger RNA, 5680 nt
Organism: Talpa occidentalis (Iberian mole)
Lineage: Eukaryota; Metazoa; Chordata; Mammalia; Eulipotyphla; Talpidae
Gene: ZNF23
Product: zinc finger protein 23
Exons: 6
Coding region: 1226-3292 (688 amino acids)
Biological process (GO): regulation of DNA-templated transcription
Source: RefSeq, a predicted model, not a curated record
UUAAAGACUUUAUUUCCCUAUUUUCUCCUUGAGUUGUACAUUUUCCUUCUUUCUUUUUCCCUUGUAAAUAAGCCUUUUAUUAACCUUUUGUGUAUGCCUGUAGUGGAGUAUUAAUAAGUCCCUUUUAAGCGCGCGGGUGAGGACCCACAGCCAGGCACCCCGUUCAAUAUUGGGGCUGCCCUAUAACAUUAUCACGAGUCUUUUGAGGUGAUGAGAUCGUGUAGGGGUGUUUAGGUAGUAAGGAUGGUGCUCCCUGGCUGCCGGCGUGAGGGCGCGAGGCGGAGGCUCAGCCCCUCCCGGCGUCCCGGGACCAGAGGGAACCUGCGCGGGGUCAGUACUGAAAGGUGACAGCCAGGCUUCUUUCUGGCUGGGAGGACGGUGACCUGGGAAUGCUUUCUGCGAUUUAAUUGCUGAUUUGCUCAAUCCUAGAAUAAACAUAGAAUAAUUCCAGAAUUGCUAAUUCGUAUCUUCCUGAAAUGAGAAUUCACCAAGUAGAGGACAAUAUUUGGGUGGAGGUCUUUUCGACUUUAGUCAAAAUACUGUUUUCUAAAAUUACUAUGUUCUUUUCCAAUUCUUCAGUGUGGUUUUGUUCAGCAAUUGUAGUAUAGUUAGGCUCAGUUGCUGUUGUUUGUACUCCUUUUUGGGUUGUCAGCCCCACCCUCUCCCGCUUGGUUGAUUUUCUGUGUGUGUGUAUAGUAUUUUAAUGUGGAUAUGUGCAACUUUAGUAUGGUUUGGCAAGUCAGAAGAAGGUGUUAAUUCCUCUCAUCCCUUCUACCUGUUUUCUUCCAACUUAUUUCUUUUUCUGGGUUCCUUUCACCCUGUUUAAGGAGGCAACAAUUCUCCUUAAUUUUUGGUUUAUCCUUUCUCUUUUUGCGCAAAUGACCAGAUAUACAUAAAUUUUUGUAAACUCUCCCCUCUCCCCUUUUUUUAAACACCAAAGGUAGCAUACUGCCUUUUGCACUUUGCUCUUUUCAUUGGACAGUGUAUUCUGGAAGCCACCCCAUAUCAUACAGAUAGGUAUACAUAUUUAAAUAUCAUUAAUUAUACAGAAACUGCAUCUAGCAUGUCAUUUAAGAAGCUUAGUAGUGAAACAGCAUCAGUGAACACACCACCCCAUUAAGACGGGGAACAUUGCCAGUACUGCUGCUGUGUACUCCCCAACCCAACUCCCAGCUUCCCACCCCAGAGCUCCAGUUCAGCCCUUUUCUCAGAGGGAGGCCAGGGAAUGGCAGCCAUGCUUCUGACAGCCUGGCCCCAGAAGUCGGUGACCUUCGAGGACGUGGCUGUGUACUUCACCCAGACGGAGUGGGAUGGCCUGUCCCCUGAACAGAGGGCCCUGUACAGGGAUGUGAUGCUGGAGAAUUAUGGGAAUGUGGCCUCCCUGGGAUUUCCACUUCUCAAACCUGCUGUGAUUUCACAACUGGAGGGAGGUGAGCUUGGGGGCCCAUCUCCACUGGCUUCUGGAACAGGCACAGGCCCCCAACCCCUUUGGACAGUAAAUACUGAUAUCCAAACUGACAAUAAUUUGGCAAAGGAGAUGUAUGAAGAAAAAGAUAAUACAUCAUUUGAUCGUCAGAGGAACUUUUUCCAAGAAACAGACUUUUCAGAAGCUUGUAUUCUAGAGAAACAGCCGGAAGUCCACUCAGUAGGAAGUAGGAAAAAAGAAAACAAUAAUGUCAUUGAUAGAACAGUGAAAGAUAAGACAAACCUUAUGGAGCACUGUUUAAAUCAAAGUCCAAAUUUGCAUCACUGUCAUACUAUCUCCACUCAAGAGCAGCCCCCUAAGUGCACACGAUUGGAGGAAGCCUUCAACUUUGACACAAAACUUACUCAGUGUGAAAUAACCAAUACUGGGGAAAGGGCUUUCAAAUGUGAAGAAGAAACCUUUAAAUGUAAUAACUCUCAUCUUAAUCAACAUCAAGAUAGCUACACUGUGGAGAAGCUCUACCAGCGUCAGGAGUGUGGCAAAGCCUUUAGUGUUAAUGCGAAAUUAAUUUGGCAUCAAGGACUUCAUAGUGGAGAGAAACCCUUCAAAUGUGUGGAGUGUGGAAAAUGCUUCAGUUACAGUUCCCAUUACAUCACACAUCUGACAAUCCACAGUGGGGAGAAGCCCUAUCGGUGCAACGUGUGUGGGAAGGCCUUCAGUGUGAAUGGGAGUCUAAGUCGGCACCAGAGAAUCCACACAGGAGAGAAGCCCUAUCAGUGCAAAGAAUGUGGGAACGCCUUUAGUUGCAGCUCUGCAUAUCUCACACAUCAGAGAGUCCACACAGGGGAGAAACCUUAUGUGUGUAACUACUGUGGGAAAGCUUUCAAUGUCAACGCAAAGUUAAUUCAGCAUCAGAGAAUACACACUGGAGAGAAACCUUACGUGUGUCAUGAGUGUGGGAAAGGUUUCAGGUGCAGCUCCCAGCUUAGGCAGCAUCAGAGCAUCCACACUGGAGAGAAGCCCUAUCAGUGUGAGGAAUGUGGGAAAGCCUUCAGUAAUAAUGCAAAACUCACUCAGCAUCAGAGAACCCACACAGGUGAGAAACCUUAUGAGUGCACUGAAUGUGGAAAAGCUUUCAGUGUCAAAGGGAAGUUAAACCAGCACCAGAGAAUCCACACAGGUGAAAAACCCUAUAAGUGUAAUGAAUGUGGAAAAGCCUUCCGGUGUAAUUCCCAGCUUCGGCAGCAUCUGAGAAUCCACACUGGGGAGAAGCCCUAUGAGUGUAAUGAGUGCGGAAAGGCCUUCAGUGUUAACGCAAAACUAUUGCAGCAUCGGAGGAGUCACACGGGGGAGAAGCCCUUUGCGUGUAACGAGUGUGGGAAAUGCUUUACUUCUAAAAGAAACCUUCUGGACCACCACCGAAGCCACACUGGAGAAAAACCUUAUCAGUGUAAGGAAUGUGGGAAAGCCUUCAGCAUCAAUGCCAAGCUAACUCGGCAUCAGAGAAUACACACCAGGGAGAAGCCUUUCAAGUGCAUAGAGUGUGAGAAAGCAUUUAGCUGUAGUUCUGACUACAUCGUACAUCAGAGAAUACAUACUGGAGAGAAGCCCUUUCAGUGUAAGGAGUGUGGGAAAGCCUUCCAUGUGAAUGCCCAUUUAAUUCGGCAUCAGAGAAGCCAUACUGGAGAGAAACCUUUCAGGUGUGUGGAGUGUGGCAAAGGCUUCAGCUAUAGCUCUGACUGUAUUAUACAUCAGACGGUCCAUACGUGGAAGAAACCCUAUGUGUGUAAUGUGUGCGGGAAGGCCUUCAGGUUUAAUUUCCAACUUAGUCAGCAUCAAAGUGGCCAUACUGCAGGAAAACCCUAAUAAUUGGAAGGAUGUGGAAAAGUCAAGUUUAAUGCUGAAUUGGAUCAUCAGAUUCACCUUAACAGAUCCCUGAGAGGGAAAUCUACAUGGUAGAACUUUCCCAUGGAAAGAAAUCCUUUCCAUUUUAUUUAAUUUUAAAUCAACAAUGAAGAGCAGUUGAAAAGUUAACAUAUCAAAAUUGUUUUGUACCAACAACCAGAUGGAGAAUAUAAUGAAAAAAUAUCCCAUCCUCAAUGGCAUGAAGGAAAAUAGAUUUUCUAAAAAUAAAUUUUAUGUGGGACAUCUUGGGGAAAGUUUACAAAUCUCUACUGAACAAAUCUCUACUGAGGACCACAGAUGGAAACUUGAAUAAAUGGGGAAGAGAGAGAAACCUUGUUCUUGCAUAGGAAAACUCAUAAAGAUGUUCUGUACCUAAGUUAAUUUAUUUGCCUUUCAUUUUUGACAAUAAGCAUGCAUUGCUUUUGCAGUGAAGAAAAACUAAUAAAGAUUUCCUUUAAAAAGAUGAUUGAAUGUUUUCAUGGAAUGGAGAAAAUCUUUCUAAGCAUCAUAAUAGCCAGAAACCCACCAUAAGGAAAAUAUUGAUGAAUUGACUUUUGAAAAUUAAAUGUUUUUUGUUUUAAUUAAUCCCAAACAAGGUUUUUAAAAGCACCAAAAGUGGAAAUAACCUUUGUAGAAUUUGUGAAAUAAAAGUGCAGUAUUUCACAUACUGAUGACUGAGAUGUUCCGUCUCGAUUGUAUUCUGAAGAGUGAAUAUAAAAGGAAGCUCUCAAACCUCUCUUGGACAGAUGUAAGAUCUGCACACAGACGUAAACACACACAGGCCCUGCAACUACAAAGUUUACCCCACAGACACCCCCUCCCCCAACAUAUACAGGUUCACAUAGAGCCACAGGCCACCCCCUACCUACCCAGACAUCUCUGAUCCUGCACUAUAACUUGUGCCAGUGUCAGCUGGGAGUGCUGCCUUGAGUACCGCUAAGUUUCCAUUCCUAAUGGCGUGGCAUUAGGACCUCAGCAGAGCGUCCCAGGGAUGAUGACAUUGUGCAAACCGUGCCCCACCCUGAGUGCAGGUGGACUCAGACGUUGGAACCCCCAUAACACAGGAAGGAGCAGGACCCCCUUCCUCUUGACCAGUCAAGCCUGCUUCUCUGGGCAGUUCUAGACCACACACUGAGACCCGGAAGCACCCAGGGCACAGAGUCCUCAUCAAGGAGGAACAGGCCCAGACAUGGGCGGUGCUCCACCUGGCCACACAGCACAUCAAUGGCUGAUGGGGCCCCUUGCCCCUCACCCUGGACACAGGAGAGGCAGUUCUCAGGGCCCUCGAAGUGCAGGCCCCAUGCCCUGCCCCUCACAGAGACCAAUACUGAAUCUAGUGUAAGAAGAUGCAUGCCAAAGGCGUGAGUCACUGGCUCACCCCAACUUCCUGGUUUGUGAAAAGCCUCCAGAUGGGCUGUGGGUGUGGCAAUCAGGAGAGGGAGGGCCUGGGAGGCCCCACAGCCCUGGCUCUCAGCAGGAUCCAGCAGUUUCUCUGCUGUGGCAGGACCCCAGCACGAGUUGAGAAUAACUGAGGACAGAACCCGAUGUCCCACAUCUGCCACCAGCGCCCUGUGUAACCUUGUGCCUUUCUGGGCCUCAGGCUCCAGAUUGGUGCAGGGUGGGGGCUAGUUCUGGGGCUCUAGGCCCUUCCCACCUAGACGGCUCGAGAGUCUGUUACUGUGCAGGGCAGUUUCUGUUAAGGUCACAGUGACAGGAAGGUAAAGAAGGAAGAUGCCUACAAAGCUGUGGGAAGUCUGAUGGCCCUUGGAUUCCUGAUAGAUGUAACCUCUGAUCACUGCUGCGGUGCAGAACUGCCUGGGUCCAGUGGAGGCCUUGAGAAGACAGGAGCCUCAGCGCUGGAGAACGCUGUCCUCUCACAAAGCACAUCUUUUCUCAUCUGGAGCCAUGGGCCUUUCUCCCUCAGUCUGAGUGUUCUGUCCCACCAACUUGGCGCAAGGGGCUCAGCACAGCGCCCCUGGGUCAGUGGCCCUUGCCCUGCGUGGGGCUGGGGUUCUGAGAAAAGCCUUCUGGAUCCUCUUGUCCUCCUGCCUGUGCUUGACCUCCACUUUUGACUGCAACCUCUUCCUGACAAGGAGCUGAGGACAUCCUGCUCCUCAGACAGUCCAUUGGAUUCAACCAAACCGUUGCAGGCCCAUCCACCUCCCUGCAGCAGGGUCAGCCAGGGAGACAGACGCCCGGCCUGAGCCUCCCUCCUGCUCCAGCUUCGCCUCCCACCGCUCGCUUGUCAGCGUGUGCCCUGUGCGCGCGGGUCCCCAGGUGGCUCCAGUGAUCCCGAAGUGUGCCCCCCCCCUCCUCAUCGAAAUCCCACCCACACGCAGCCUAGCCCAG